UGUGUAAGAUGGAUCAACAAGACAAAGCCAAUAAACUCCUAUUAAAGUGAAGGGAGCUAGCUAGCUGACCAUGCUCAAUUAUCACACAUUCAUCAGUUCUUGGUCAACUGCCUAUUUACCUAAGAGUAGCCGUCGUAGAACAUGGACGCGAGGUUGAGGGAGGCUGCUCAUGAGGGAAGCAUCGAACGUCUGUAUGCAUUGAUUCGAGAGGAUCCAAGUAUUUUGGAGCACAAUAUCGAUGAUAAUUUGUUUGCUGAUACUCCUUUACAUGUGGUUGCAUCAACAGGUAACCAACACUUCGCUGCAGAACUCAUGAGGUUGAAGCCGUCGUAUGCCAGGAAGCUCAACCCAGAUGGUCUUAGCCCCAUUCAGCUUGCUCUGCUUGGUGGCCAUGACCGCAUGGUGGAGUGGUUUGUCUCGGUUGACAGCAACCUAGUCCGCGACCAGGGAAGAGAGGGCAUGACUCCUUUGCAUUAUGCGGUUGCUAUGGAAAAUGGUCAUCUCUUGAAAGUGUUUCUACUGGCUUCCCCCAAUUCUAUUGAGGGUUUAACAACCAGACAAGAAACUGUAAUUCAUAUUGCUCUAAAAUUCCACAAGCUCAGAAUUUUUGAAGUGCUGCUUAGAUGGCUAAAAGUUGUCAAUAAGGAAGACAUCUUAAACUGGCCAGACAAGGAUGGCAACACCGUCUUGCAUACGGCCACAUCCAAAAAUCAAACUCAGGCUGUGGAAUUGUUGUUAAGCAAAAAUUUGAUUAUGAAGAUGAAGGUAAAUGCCAAAAACAACAUGGGCUUAACUGCUUUGGAUAUCUUUCAACUUCCAAUGGAAUUGGACAACAGAGAGAUUGGGGAUAUGCUAUGCCGAGCUAAAGUGUUGAGGGGUAUAUCUGUUGACCAUGAUCCCCUUGAAGAAAUAGAUGAGAUCAGCAAAGAGAUGUCAGUGCAGGAAAUAAAAGAAAAGUACCUUGGACCAUAUGUCCAAAAGAAAUUGCCAAAUGACAUGUCUCAGGCAAUUUUGACAGUGGCUGUACUGAUUGCAACAGCCACGUUUCAAGCUGCGCUUAGCCCUCCUGGUGGGUUAUGGCAAGAAACAACUACCAACGCCGACACAAAGGAGGCAAUGCAUUUCGAAGUACUCGUGAAGCAUUACGCGGGGACUUCAACAAUGACACCACUCCAUUUCUUUGAAUUUUAUUUGUUAAACAGUGCGACCUUUUAUGCCUCUAUGGGCUUAAUCCGCCUCCACACACAAGGCCUCCCUCACAGACUACUACGUUUAUCUUACUUAUUUCUAUGUGCCACCUAUUAUUGCUCUUUGUUCCUUAUCCACCCCAUCAACACAGACUCAUCAGACUCAAAAAUUCACAUUUACUUGGCCAUGCUUUUACAUUCCCAAAAUGUGGUUUGCAUCUUGGCAAUUAUAUUUGCUCCUCACUUGCUCAAGUUAAUAAUCCUUUUUAACAAACAUCUUAAUAUAAUAAACGUACUCAUUAUCGCCUUUUUCUUAGGGUAUGCCAUCUAUCUUUCUACUUGACUCUAGCUAACCAAUGCCCCGAACCUUUUUUAACUAAAAUGUUGAUAAAUUUUCUAAGGCGAUGGUAGUCCUAUUGUUGUAGAGUCAUGGUCUCUUUUGUAUUACACAUAUGACAAAUGCACUAGUAAAGUCUGUAUGAUUGUAAGGACCAUUAAAGUCAUGUUGUUGUCCACUCAUGGUCGCUUUAGAAAGGUCAAAGCGCACUGUUUUAUGAUUGUAAGGACCAAUUAUUCCACACAUUCUGUAUGAUCCCAUCCUCCUCUUCAUUUUUUUUAAACCCUUCUAAUUCCUUUUUCACCGGUAAAUUAUGUACUCCUAGAACCAAAUUUUCUACUCAUUAUGAGUGAGCUACAUAAUUCGGCAACCAACUAUUUUCAUGACAUCGUUGAAUGACAGAUACUAGAAAUAAUUUUCAACUAGAAAUAUUUUAAUUAGGAGAAGCUUUAUUAUUAUUAUAAAAGAAGGGACAUUGUCCAAGUGGUCCUGUUUGGCUAAUCAUUUUUUUUUUUUCUGUACUAUUUGGCUAAUCAUUUUAUUUUUUAUUUUAUUUUUUUUAUUUUUUUGAGAUCUUUUCUAACGAGCAAGGAUUUAAUUGGUGGUGAUGAGGAUGGCAUUGAAAUACUGUAUGGUUGGACAAUAACCCAGGGUCAUACAACAACAAUGACCCUGCAGUUUUUUAUAACUCAAGUAUUUCUUGGUGGGCAUGGAUGAAGAAGUUCCAUCUUCCUGAAGCUGAACUAAAUGGUUUUCUAUUUACCCAAAAAAAUAAAAAAUAAAACAAUAAAAUAAAAAUGACUAAGAUGGUUAGCCAUGUGA
Molecule: messenger RNA, 2346 nt
Organism: Cornus florida
Lineage: Eukaryota; Viridiplantae; Streptophyta; Magnoliopsida; Cornales; Cornaceae
Product: ankyrin repeat-containing protein BDA1-like
Exons: 2
Coding region: 142-1530 (462 amino acids)
Molecular function (GO): protein binding
Source: RefSeq, a predicted model, not a curated record